Chanos chanos (milkfish) is the source of this 2412-nucleotide messenger RNA. RefSeq names its product aftiphilin b (gene aftphb). The coding region runs from base 112 to 2412 and encodes 766 amino acids. NCBI's taxonomy places the organism in Eukaryota, Metazoa, Chordata, Actinopteri, Gonorynchiformes, Chanidae. Gene Ontology annotation, cellular component: trans-Golgi network membrane; AP-1 adaptor complex. Gene Ontology annotation, molecular function: clathrin binding. The transcript has 9 exons. Gene Ontology annotation, biological process: intracellular transport. The record is from RefSeq and is a predicted model, not a curated record.
AGAACGAUCCAUUUCUCACGAGAUAUCUCACCGAGACAUUUUCUUACUAUGAUACUUAACACCGGAUAAUGGAGGUGUGUGUGUAUGAGGCUUCCAGUGAGAGUUAACACCAUGGAGCCUGACAUCAUCCACUUGUACUCCUCCACGCCACCUCCCUUGGAUGAGGGCACAGAGGAAGACGACGAUGAGUUUGGGGAGUUUGGGGGUUUUGGGGAGGAGAUGUCGUCCAGCUUUAGCUUUGCUGAGUUUGAAGCCCCCAUUGAUUGCAGCCAGUCCCGAACUGCAAACGUCUCACCCCCAGACCUUUAUACUAUAUCUGAGACCCCAUGCUGCGUCUCUUUACCAGGGAAAUCAGUCAGUGCUGAAGAUGGGCGAGAGCCACCAGAUGAGUCCUUGUCCAGUGAUCUCUUUGUAGGUUCUGGGACUUUGGCUGUUCAACCUGAGGUUAGCAGCAGCUGUGUAAAUGGAGAUUUGGCAGUUGCCGAGGUCAUUGCAAAUGGUUUCACACUAACAGGCCCAGAAGAGGGCCCCUCUAGGCUUGUGUCUGACCACACCUGUGUCUGUGAACAUCCAAGGAUUGUGGAUUCCUCUGUGCUCCAUGAUACACAGCUCAGAGACACAUCUGAGCACAUGGGUGACACAGAUGAAGAUAAAGGCCUGAGCAAUGGGUUCAGUGAUCCGCAUAUAGACUCAGAGCAGGAAGGAGAUAGUAUAACACAGUCCCACUGCACAGAGACUGUGAACUCAGGGUCUAGAAAAGUGGCAACAGGAGUGGACCAGAAGUCCACUUUACAGCAAAGAGACUCUGAGGUCUUCCUUGGAUAUCAGGAUGUUCACUCUAAGCCUGAAACCCACACAGACCUUCCAAAGGCCCCAGCUUCUGAGGAGGUUGGGACAGGAGAACUGGGAAUUCUGGAUGAUAGAGUGCCAACUCCUGCCUGUAGCCCUCCAGGAGGGAGAGAGUCUCCUGAUCCCAACAGGUCGUCCAUCAGUGAAGAGUUUGCUUCUUUUUGUGAGGCCGUGUCCCCAAACAGAUUAGAGAGUUUGGCGGACUACGGAGAGCUUGGUGGACUCUCAGAGGGAUUCGUGGCUGUAGUGUCUGUAGUCUCUCAAGCAGAGCCUGAUGAGGACUUUGGGGAAUUCGGAGAGCCAGUCUCAUCCUCAGGUCAGGGGUUUGCAGACUUCAGCCAGACUGAGUCCGUCACACAGGAGGGAUUUGCCGACUUUGUCACAGCACCUUCUGGAAUCUCCACGUCCUCAGAUGAGGGAGAGUUUGUGGACACUGACACCUUGAAGGACUGCAAGGAGAGAGAACUGGAGGAAGAGGAAGUGGAGCAACUUGCAGAGGAACCUGUGGAUGAAGUGGACGAGUUUUCAGACUUUCCAGCUAGUGAUAGUUUUGCAGACUUUAGGUCAGCUCCAUUCGGAGGGGUUACUGAUGAGGGUGCUGAGGAGAGGUGGGCUGCAUUUGAGGUUGAUGGGCAAGAGUUAGCAGCGCAAGACUCCUGGGCCACGUUUGGAGAGGAACAGAGCAUGAGCCUGUCAGUGGAGGAACAAGAGAGAUGGCAGGCGGGCAUGUCAGUUAUGGCCCCUCCCAGCGAGAGCCCCCAGUCUGCCAGAAGAGACAGUGUGACAGCAACACUGAGUGACGGGCUGCGGCGGCUUUUCCUUGCCAGUUUCCCUGAGGUCAUCACAGUCCCGGCAGUCAGUGAGAUGAAAGAGGAGAUUGGCUCUCUCAGGACUCUACUGGACACACAGCAGUUGCAGCUCGAGCAAAGGGACCAGGGCUGCUCCACUGCCCACUGGGAGCCACAGGAGAUGUGGUGGCACCUGCAGGACAUCCACAGUGCUUUUGGCCUGAAGUUUCAGUGGGGUGGUUCCCAUAGUAACAGGGCACUGCUGAACUGCCUGGGUGUAGACACAAGGAAUAUUCUGUUCACCGGACAGAAGAAACAGCCUGUAAUAGUCCCCAUGUUUGCUUCUGGCCUAGGUAUGCUACAGCCCACCAAAGAAACUGUGAAACUCUCACAAGCACAGAUAUCAUCUGUACCAGCAUUUAGUAGCACUUCACAAUCUACACAGGGGGAGCCAUCGGCCAUUCAGUUAGACUGUAUUAGCAGUGGCCUUAUGAACCCAUUGGAUGGUGUAGAUCCAGAGUUGUAUGAACUGACCACUGCUAAAAUAGAAAGCAGCAACACUGGCAGCAACAUAGCCAGUGCCUUCACACGCCUUAUGGCCUCCAUGGAGAAAUCCAGUACAGCAACCAAGAAACCCAGCAGUGAUGAACACUUAAGUGAAGAAGCGUCGAAAGUGAUAUCUCACCUGCCAGACCUGUCAUUCAUGCGGGCCAAAGUCCUCAUGUUUCCCAGCACGCUCACUCCUCUCACUGCCCCCGGCACCACACAGGAGUGA